Molecule: messenger RNA, 1059 nt
Organism: Thermothelomyces thermophilus ATCC 42464
Lineage: Eukaryota; Fungi; Ascomycota; Sordariomycetes; Sordariales; Chaetomiaceae
Exons: 6
Coding region: 1-1059 (352 amino acids)
Molecular function (GO): molybdopterin cofactor binding; oxidoreductase activity
Source: RefSeq, a predicted model, not a curated record
AUGGAUUUCUCUGCUCCUACACAUCAGACCUGUGAUUCUAUCAAGGACAUUUGGGGCUCGCGAACCCCCUAUAAGGACGAAUGGCCGACCAGCUGGAAAGCUACAUACAGCAAAGACCGCCUUACCUAUCCCACGGUUAGGACGAAUGGCCGUCUCGAACGGGUUUCCUUGGACGAAGCGAUGGAAGUGAACAUCGCAAAACCCAAAGAACUGAACGGAAACACGCGGCUUUGCAGGGUGACGGCCGCCGCCUCGAUACGAGAAUCCUUCGGUUACGACAGGCAGCCUGGCUCGCACACUGAUAUCGACUACACCGAGUGCUUUUUCAUGCCUCCGGGCGAGUGCAAGUUGGACCUGGACAUAUUCCUGGAAUGCGCCAGGAGGAUGGGUUUUAAGGACAGGGACGGAAACGACUUGCUGCCGUGGAAGACGCCCGAAGAGGUGUUCGAGGCUUGGAAGAAUGCCUCUGCUGGGCGACCGUGUGACUACAUCGGCCUGACCUACGAGCUCCUGACGGGCGGGUCGGGGAUCCGGUGGCCUUGCAACGAGAGGAUCCCGCGUGGCACCGAGAGGCUGUACUCAGACGGCCCGUUCCCCACGAGCAUAGAGAGCUGUGAACGCUUCGGGCAUGACCCGAAACCGGUGCACCCUACAGCAGGGCCGACUUUCGACAGGACGCAAGGUCCACCAUUUCCACACGAGACCGAAGGACGACGCUGCAAAACGCCCUGUCCCGAGCCGGAGGUCAGAGUGUCGGAGAAGGACGCCGCAGAGGCCGGAGUGUCGGACGGCGACAUGGUGGUUGUCCGGUCCAGACGUGGCACCGUAGAGCUGCGAUGCCGCGUUGACCGCUGGGACCCGAUUUCCAAGCAGCCCAUGUUCAAAUCCGACGCGGCCCGUCUCUCGAGACUUCCUCCGUCCGCCGCCGCCACUCCCGAGGUCCCCUACAUCCGCGAGCAGCACUCGUCCGCCCUGGAGCGGGUCGGGACCUGUGGUAGAUGGAUGGAUGCGGAAAUCAACGAUCUUCGUAUCUUCUGCCACGGAGUUGAUGGUGGUUGA